CGAAGAGCGAGAGCAAUCAAUUCCGCUUACUCAUCAGCUAAUCCCGCUAUUUAAUCCAAACCUCCACCGUUAUCGAUCGUCUUCCCUCCGCAAACAGAGCCAAUUCCUCUUUUACCGCCCGAGUUUUCUUGUUUCCCCAAUGUCGUUGGCCAAAAUCAUCCCGCCCAAGCCGAUUAAGCUGUACUGCUGCAUCAUCUGCCCGUGGGCUGCGCGCACCUGGAUUGCGCUCACUCAGGCGAACGUCGAGUUUGAGUACAUUGAGAUUGAUCUCAAGAACAAGCCGGAUUGGUUCUUGAAGGAGGUCAACCCUGGCGGCAAGGUUCCUACUUUGAAGUAUGGCGACGAGUAUCUUAUCGAGAGUGCUAUCACUACCGAGUUCGUCGCCGAUCUUGUCCCUGAAGCCAAAUUGCUCCCCAAGGACCCCUUCAAGCUUGCCCAGAGCAGGCUUCUUUCCGACCGCUUCUCGGAGUUCCUCUUCCCCGUCUACCGCAAGAGCAUCUACGGCGGCGAUGUCUCGGCCUUGAACGAUAUCUUUGAUGCUAUCGACAAGUUUGUGCCGUACUUGGUCAACGCUAAGCCGUUUUUUGAUGGGUCUGAGGUUCCUACUUUGGCUGAGCUCUUGGUGGCCCCUUUUGUCUCCCGCAUCUACCUCGUCCUCGAGUCUGACAUCGGUUCCAAGGACGUCUUGACCAAGCUCUCCACCGACCCCAAGUACGCCUACUUCCACACCUGGGCCACAAACCUCAUCGCCUCCCCCGGCGUCGCCGGAACUUUCGACAAGGCAGUCAACCUUGCUCACCUUGCUGAGCGCAUUACUAGUCUCAAGGCCAACUAGCUCGCCGGCCAAAAGCUGUGAGAACGCGCGGUUGUCUGCCUGGUGCAGAUGCAGAUGUAGAUGCAGAUAGGCGGCGUCUAGCUAAUGUUCUAUUACUUCAAUAAUAUGACAUCUCUUAACCAUCACAAACAUAAACCAUAUCUCGACUAUACAAAUAAUCCAU
Messenger RNA from Myxozyma melibiosi, 998 nucleotides. Its product is annotated as thioredoxin-like protein. The transcript has 10 exons. Gene Ontology annotation, molecular function: glutathione transferase activity. Gene Ontology annotation, cellular component: cytoplasm. Lineage: Eukaryota; Fungi; Ascomycota; Lipomycetes; Lipomycetales; Lipomycetaceae. Bases 140 to 835 code for a protein of 231 amino acids. The record is from RefSeq and is a predicted model, not a curated record.